ACACAAAUAAAUAAAAUCAUAUAAUGGAAGACUAAAGUAAAAUAAUUGAAAAUUGUAGGGUUAGGGUUUACACAACUAUAUUCCCAAGUUCAGUGUUGGAUAUAGAUUGAGCAACAGAGGAAACAUGUCGAAGAAGAACAACCUCGCCAAGAGAAAGAAGCAACACGAAUUCGAUCUCCGAAGGGAGAAGCAAGAGAAGGAGAAAAAACAAAAAAAGCUCCAUGCCAAGAAGAACAGGAUGAAAGUUGAUGGUAGUGACAAGAAAAAGAAGGGUGGAAGUGGAUUUCAGGUGGGGAAGAGAAAAGUGAAGACCAAGUUGACGGCUCUUGCUAAAGCUAAAGCUGCCCAGGCAAUGGAGCUUGACAAAUGAAGUUUGCUUUAGUGAUUUUAGGUGAUGCGUUGAAAAUGAUAGAUGACAGAGUUGUUCUAAGGUUCCAUAUUCUUGUUUGUUUAAUUUGGCUUGGCUAUACGAGAAUAUGACUAUGUGGCUGUGAGCUGUAUGCUAGUUUGACUAAUUUUAUUAUAGCUGUUUGUCUCCCUCUUACAAUUUUGCUGUUAAUCGACCAGCUACUUUUACUUUUACAUCUUGUAAUUGAUUGACAAAAUUUUACUCUUGAAUCUUCAUUUUGUUGUGCUUGCCGCCCAUACUUCGUGUCUUCCUCUCAAGUUGUUUGCAGAGGUGAAGGGAGUUUAGCAUUUUGUUUGAAGAUAAGAUAGAUGCUCUCUGUGAACACUGAAUGCAGUCCAUUGUUUGAAGAACUAUUUUAGGUUACUCGAUGUCCAUUGUAUACUGUACUGUUUUAAGUCUGAAUCCUUGCAUUGUAAGAG
Messenger RNA from Abrus precatorius (Indian licorice), 828 nucleotides. RefSeq lists its product as uncharacterized. The coding region runs from base 125 to 370 and encodes 81 amino acids. The transcript has 3 exons. NCBI's taxonomy places the organism in Eukaryota, Viridiplantae, Streptophyta, Magnoliopsida, Fabales, Fabaceae. The record is from RefSeq and is a predicted model, not a curated record.